AUUACUCAACCCAUGCGCUCAACAAUCAACGACCCACACCUCCGAACAUACAUCUCCGACUAUACAUAUCCGGGGUCCAUUCCGCCGUUAUUCUUGCUUCCAUUGCGCUUCAACAAUCUAGUGACGCGAAGUCAGCACCCGUACUUCAAAACAAAAAAAAAAUGUCAGAGGAGAUAAAAUUUUCGGCAUUCCCGAAAUUUAACGAUUUGCCUAUCGAAUUGCGCCAUAGCGUCUGGGAGCUAGCUAUCCCGGACGAUACCCCGGAGAUAUGUAUCCCGUGGCCGUUGGAGGAGGAGCCAGUACGCUGGCCACACGACCACGUCGGCCAUGUUAGGUCGACAAACUAUCUACAGCCAUUUCUUGUGGACACGUGCUUCCCUACUCUUAUGCAUGUGUGCCAGGAGUCGCGUUACCUGGCGAUAUCCCGGUUGCGAUUUCGAUACUCACACAUAGCGGGUUGUCCCGUGCCAUUCCGCGCUUUUCGCCCCGACCUGGAUAUCGUCUACAUAACCCUUUGCCGGCCUCCUACUGAUAUCAACGCAGUGCCUAGGUGGGGCAGAUAUCCUCGUGGCACGCAGCAUAUAGCAUUAGACUUGCAUACCAUCAAGGACGGCAGUUUCCUCUGGAUUCUGCUCAGCGAUCCGUCCUUGGACCUGCGGACCAUGUCUUGCAUACUUCCCGCGUCUGAAGCCAUCCUAGACACGGCAGUUCGGUUUCGGCCUCCGGUGCGACGGUGUCGGCUCCGCGACGUUGGGAGACCUUCCAAUGGUUCGGAGAACAAUAUCAUCUAUGUGGACCGCGGUUAUGAUAGGCGCAUGACCGGGAUGGCUCGCUACCUGGAGGAGGUACGAGACACGGUGAGCACCGAGUUCGCCGAAGUCCUCGAAAUCCAGGAGGUGCCAGAGCAGUACUUGCGCCGAUGGAAUGAUGCCGAGGUCAGGUUCGAUAUCGAACUUCUCGCGAGGACGUUCGAAGAGUAUCGGGGUGGGCGCUGGGUACCUAGCUCAGAACACCCCGUCGGGUUCGAUUGCCAGUCCAUCAUAUUCCCCGCCUCGUGGCAAGCACUCGAUAGUGCUAGAACCUACCAGGUCAGCGAGCUGGAGAGAUGGACACCUUUGAGAAAUCCCGAGACGUUUCGCGUCAACGAUAUCCAACAGAACGAGGUACCCUUUGAAUGAUCUUGGAGAGAAGUUGUAUAGAAUUACCAUUUUGUUUAUCACUACAUAAAGUAUAUAGAAUCGUACUAAUAGACUACACUAUGUAUGUUACAAGGGUCAGAUGUCCUAUACGGAGUUUAGCCCCGGCCCCGAAUGAGAGAAAUGCCAUCCUUGAAAUGCCAAGAGAGAGAAACUUGACUAGCAUGAAUCUCUCAAGGCCGAUAGCCCCAGUCAAUUCAAUGAUCUAGCCCCGUCUCAACCCUGCCGUGCAAGCUACAAACUCCGCAUAGCUACCUCCUCAAUUAAAUAGCAAGCCACUAUGGACCCCCUAUAUAAUAAGUUUGAUUGGACAAACUAAUAAGAGGUAUCCCAUAAGGAGAAUAUACUAGAACUUUUCAUCAAACUUCGUUGGCAGCAGGUUGGCUACCAUUUUAUGAAUGCCCACAUGGCAUAUACUAUUCCGAGAGACGUUGCAUCCGGGAAGGCUGAGAUUAUCUUGACUCUAACGGGAUCUUGCCGUUGUGAUUUCAUCUAUGAUGUUACCUACCUAGCUAUAGCGUAUCGUCAUCAUUAUUCCUUCAAGGUAAACUCCAUAUAGGUACCUAGGUAU
Molecule: messenger RNA, 1767 nt
Organism: Daldinia loculata
Lineage: Eukaryota; Fungi; Ascomycota; Sordariomycetes; Xylariales; Hypoxylaceae
Exons: 2
Coding region: 162-1178 (338 amino acids)
Source: RefSeq, a predicted model, not a curated record